Messenger RNA from Cydia splendana, 8064 nucleotides. RefSeq names its product nuclear factor related to kappa-B-binding protein. The transcript is spliced from 29 exons. Gene Ontology annotation, molecular function: protease binding. Lineage: Eukaryota; Metazoa; Arthropoda; Insecta; Lepidoptera; Tortricidae. The record is from RefSeq and is a predicted model, not a curated record. Gene Ontology annotation, cellular component: Ino80 complex. The coding region runs from base 375 to 4916 and encodes 1513 amino acids.
GUUGCCAUGUAUAAAAUCCAUAAACAAAUGUACUAUCUUUUAAAAAUCUCUACGAACACGAGCAAAAUGUCGCUGUACUUGGCUGUCAAGCUAUUUUCUCAUCGUAAUGUGCCGUUCUGGCGCAUAGUAUGUAUGAAACAUUACGAUUUGGCGUGUGCGUUGUAUUUUAUUUUAGAUGAGAUUUGACGACCGCUCAAAAUAUCUUCAUGGCUUUUUAUUCGACUUUUCUGUGUACCGUUGUUUUCGGUAUUUCGUAAACAUUGGCAAAACAACGCGAUAAUUCAAUGAAGUGUGCGGAAAAUAGUCGUUAUCGCGAGUGAGAAAGGUAUUUAGUGCACAACGGAAGCAGACGGUGGUCGUUUAGUCGGUUUCCGAUGGAGGAGAAGAUGGAGAGUGAACAGAGUUAUAGUGGCGAGAGUAGCAGCUCCUCGGAAAGUUGCAGUGGGACCGGGAGCGGCAGCUCGGAGCCCGACGAGGAGCUCACGGAGCCCGUGCGCCUGCUGGGCCAGAGCCUCGAGCUGCCGCAGGAGCUAUGUGAGAACUAUGGACUCUUCAAAGAGUUCUUCUCCUAUAAGACUUGGGAAGCCUUAGAAGAUACACAUAAGGAGCAGCUCAUGAAAUAUUUGCCUAAAUUUGUACAAAAUGAAGAAGAGGAAAGAGAAAAGACGAUAAAGAUGCUGUUUGAUCAUGAACCAUUUCAUUUCACAUCACCACUAGAAGUGUUUUACAGCAACUUGAAACAGGGAAACUACCGGCCAGACAUAGCGAAGAUGAGAAAGUUUUUGCAAAAAGCAAGGGCUAAGCAACAGAAGCACAAGAUAAAAAGCUACUAUGCUAAACUGAUGCCGGAGGUGUUAAUAUCUCGGGAACGGUUGCUUGCAGCAGCCAAGGCUGCCCCACCUGGCCCCACCCCCCGCCUCCCGCUUCUGCCACAAAAACAUUCCUCCAAAAACUCCUACAAACCCCUGUACUUGCGAGCAAGGCAGAGAUAUUUUGAGGAAUUGGCAGCUAUCCGGAGUGAAGUGGGCGGUGAUGAAUCUGAUGAUGAUAACUAUCCCGAGGGACCUCCAGAGCCGUCCAAUAAAAAACGCAAACACAUGCAUGCUAGCCAGAAUCAGGACAGCAAUGUUUCUGGUACUCUUGGAGGCACAGAAUCUUCACACCCCACAUCUCUGGAUUGUCUAAAGAAUGUCUUAGCAGCUCAUAGAGCUCGAAGACAAUAUAGAGAGAACCAUCCAGAACUAAAUACAACUGGUUUAACAUUAGAAGACAUAAAGCAGAGAGUAGCACUUGUAAAUGGUACAAAAAAACUCAUGUUUGGCGGUCAAAAAUCAGAAACAUCCACACAGAAAGUGAAAAGGGGACCUAAGAAAGAGCCAAGUCAGAGACAAGUGAAAUCUGAUGCCAAAGCCAGUAAGAGAAAGGAAGAGGAUGUUGAACAUAAACCUUUGUUACCAAAUAUUAAAAUAAAGUGUGAGCAAGAGGAGUCAGACUCGGAGAGUUCCUUCGCAGAGCCGAAGGGUGCCAAACAUUCUAAAAAGUUAGGUGAUAAUGUUGAAAUUAAGCAAGAAAUUGUGGAUCCUAAAUACUCUGAUGCAACAAAUAUAAAUUACAAUGAUCCAAAACUGGAAAGUGUCAUCAAGCAAGAGCCUUUAGACCCCACACUUGCACUACAGACUGCUGGUAGAAUAAUUCAACCAGUUCCCAUCAAAUUGGAAGAUCUCGAUGGAAUUGACAUGAUGGCGUUGCCCGUCGAGUUAGCGGACGACGAUCCCCCGUCGAAUACGGAGGAAGCGGUGGAUACAGACUCGGCGUUGACGGAAACGACGCACGCGAACUUCCUGUCGCUGGUGCGCGCGCUGUUCCCGGCGCGGGCGGCGCACCGCGCGAGCAAGCAGCAGCUGCACGCGCGCUGCGCGGCCGUCAUGAGCUCGCCCAUAGCGCCGCUCAACACCUGGUACAGCUUGUCAGAAGAUUGGUGCGCCGAGUUGGAUUCCGCGCUGGAUUUCCUGGCCGGCGAGAGAGGCCCGCACCCUGACGACUUCGUGCCAUACCUACAAUAUAUUCCGGAGACGCAGAUGUACCAGUGGAUAGGCGCGGGUCGGGACUGCGACGCGAUUUUGGGCCGGCUGUGCGAACGCUGGUUCCGCGCCGCGUCGCCCGCGCCGCCCGCCAACGAACCACCACCACCCAGGUAUCCUACGUCAUGGGUUGUGCGUCCUCUUACUAGCGCGGAAAUAGCGGAUUUCCGAGCCCAAGAGAGAAAGAGAUAUGCAGCUUCGGCAAAACCUUUCACUUACGUCCAACACGGGUACCGAGCGGUAGUAGGCCCUUGCGCUCGAUGCGGCGCCGGCGGUGGCGCGGCCAGCGCGCUGCUGGCCGCCUCGCGGCCGCGUCACGCCUCCUUCCUGGCGCUCGUGCGCGACGCCGUGGCGCGCCUGCCCAACGGCGAGGGCACCCGCCACGACGUGCUCACCCUGCUCAAGAUGUCUCAAUGGAUCUCAGCGUGCAGUGACCAGGCGCUCCUGAGCGCGCUAUCCACGGCUUUAGACAGGCUAUUGUCUGCCAAGCGGGACCCCGUUGUAAAAUACGACCAGAGGGCGGCCAUUUGGACAUAUUUGCACAGAAACAGGACGGAAGAAGAUUGGUUGAAGUCAACAGCGCGAGGGCGUCGCGCGGCGGAGAAACGGGAGCCCGAACCAGUGACGCCACCACCUGCGGUGGAGUUAGAAGUGGGCACGGAGGCGUCAGUAUCGGACAGCGACGUGGACGUGGACGUGGAGGGCGGCUUGGGUCCCGGCUCGGCGCAGCUGCUGCUGGCCGCCGCCGCCACCCCCUUGCCCGCGUCCACGCCCGCCCGCGGCCCCGCGGCCGCGUCCACGCCCGCCCCCGCCCGCCCCGCCCCGCGCGGUCCCGCCCGCGCCCGCGCCCGGGAGCGGCCCAAGAGCAAGCCCACCAAGCCGGAUCCGCAGGCGCGGCCGACCCCUACCCAAGCGAAACCUACAGUAGCCCCACCCAAGCCGUCCCCACAACAAAAAUCCACACCAAAGGCGGCUCUCAUGGCCCAGUCGGCCAAACAGGCCAGCCUGGUCGCCCAGGCUGUGAAAAGCAACCUCAUAGCUCAAGCGGCCAAACAGGCCAAUCUAAGUCAGCACGCGAAGCCCGCUCCAGCCAAACCAGUCAACGUGGUUAAGGUCCAGAAACCAGCUCAACCAGUGAGCCAACCGGCCAAGCCGGCUGCGAAGCCGCUUCCAUCGCCCAAGCAAGCCGCGCCCAAGCCGGCGCCCGUGGCCAAGCCGUCUCCGGCCAAGCCGCCGCCGGCCGCGCUGCCCAAGUCCUCGCCGACCCCGGUGCAGCAGGCGCCGCUCAGGCAGAGGACCCUGCUGGUCGAGGCUCCACAACAGAGUAUAACCGCUCCGGUAGUAACGAGUCAACCCACUGCGCCUGUUGUUUCCAUCGUACAACCUGUAUCCACCAUAACGUUACAUCCGGCACCGAACAAGCAGGUAACACAAGGCACGAGAUCGCUGCUCAUAAGGCCGCCUGCUGUACAGACAACUGUCACUGCAGUUGUCUCUACGCCUAUUUCACAGCCGGCCGGCAGCCGGCGCGGCGUGGUGCGCGUGCUGAGCCCGGCGGCCGGCGCCAGCAAGUCGCUCAUCUCCCCGCGCGCCCUGCUGCACCAAGCCACCCCGACGACGUCGAAGAAACGGACUUCUGUGCCAAAUACCAGCUCCAUUACGACUAUCGCGCAGAGUUCCCCCAUGACGACCGUAGCCCUCAGCUCCACCAGCGCGGCCACCGCCGGCACGCGCACCGUCCACCUCGCCGGCGGCCGCACUCUGCAACUAGCGGCCAACCAAACCGUGCACCUGCCCGGCGGGCAGCCCGUGCAGCUGGCAACUAGGACGCUGCAGCUGACCAGCCUGUUGCCAGCUCGCGCGCCUAAGCCCGUGCCGGCUUCCACCGUGCAGCUGACGGGGCAGACCGUGCACCUGGCCGGCCAGAGCGUGCAGCUCGCGCAACACGCCGUUAAGAGCGUUCAGGUGGCCGCCCCGGGAGUUCUCCCAACGCAAACGGUGCAACUACCAAGCGGUCAAACGGUCCAACUCGCCGGCAGAAACCUUCAGACUGUACAACUGGCCGGUCAGAACGUACUCACCAGCCAGAGCUUACAACUAGGUUCCCAGACAGUGCAAUUAGCUGGCCAGACGCUCCAACUACCGAGCGGUCAGACUGUUCAGCUUUCCGGUCAAACGCUUCAGCUACCCAGUGGUCAGACGGUGCAGCUUUCCGGCCAGACACUGCAGCUGGCUAGCGGUCAGACGGUGCAGUUGGCGAGUCAGACGCCGAAGUCCAUGGCGCAGGUUGUGCGUGGUCAGGCGGCCGGCGACAAGUCCGCGCAACCAAUUAGAGCCAAACUACUUACUAAUGCUCAGGGGCAGAUGAUCUCGCUGGAGAGCAUGGUGGGCGCGCGCAUGGUGCAGGCCCGCGCGCGCGCCGCCGUGCGCGUGCUGGCCCCCACCCCCCGCCUAGCGCGCCCGCUGCUGCUCACCGCCGCCAAGCCGCUCCACAACAUCAUCCUGCAGCAAAGCGACGGCAGCACUAUACGAGUGACGUCGAGCGGCGCCGCGGGUUCCUCACAAACUAUAGUAUUAAGUAAUAUUGGCUCGCAAUCAGUUACAACGUCCACUGCUUCGGCGCCGUUGUUAAAAUUGCAACAGGUCAAUCCAAUACAACAAGUUAAAUUUCCCCAAGGAAUUAAAAUUCAGCAGGCGGGAGCGAACGCCACGGUGGCGACAUCUAGCGCCGUCAACGCGGUGCGGAGCGUCCUCAUGGACGGCCAGCAACUCAAACUCGUCGGCGGCAGGCACGUGCUCGCGCGCCUGUUACGGCCGGCGCACCCGCCACAGUGAAGUGAGCUUUAACGAUAUUGGUAUAAGGUUCAAACUAGCUAGCAUUAAGCUAGACGCGAUGCGGAGCAUUUUCAUGGACGGCCAGCAACGUAAACUCGUCGGCUGCAGACAUGUACUGGAGUAAGCGCUACGGCCAGCGCACCCGCUACAGUGAAGUGAGCUCUAACGCUAGUGGUGUAAAGUUCAAAAUAGCUAGCAUGAGCGUUCUAGCGGCGUUAACGCGGUACGAAGGUUGCUCAUGAAAGGACAACCAUGCGAUGUGUUGACAGUAUGUAUACCAAGAUUCUUAUCCUCCUAAGGCCCAGCCAUACGAUUGAAAAAUUCAGAAUUUGCCACUGAAAUUUGAACCUUCAGUUUAGAAUACAGUUUAUUUUGGUUUUGUUUGAAAACUUAACGAAACAAAACAAAUGCGACUCUGUUCCAAUUGAAUAUGAUUUAAAUUUCAUCGAACUGAAUAAGUACUAUAGGUAGGACCUUGGGCCUUAGGAGGAUAUAAUAUACAUGGACUGAGGACACGACUAGUAUACCACGUGCAGCCGCCACAUCGAAGUAAUCUCUUAACAGGAGUAUAAAGCCUUACAUAGACUGAAAUAAGAGCCACGUGCUAGAUUGCCUAUUCAUUGUGCAUAAAUGUUUUCUAUGUUGUUAAGUGGGCAAGAUUGGGCCGUGGCCGUAAACCGAGUCUUACCCUAUUAUUUCAUCUUAAAGCUUCAUUCUUAAUUCUAAAUAUCUGAACCCAGUGUCAAACCAAAAUGUCGCGACAAUGCUGAAGUGGUAUUGGUAUUAACCACCAUCUUUCAAACUUAACACUAAUGGCAUAGUUUUUACUAUAACUAUACGAUUGUAUGGAAGAGGUAACUACAAGAAAUAACUCUUAUUUAAAAUAGAGCAGCAUUAUUGGUAGAUUUCCGCCAUUGUAAUUAAAUCUUUAGUCGUAGCAUAAUGCUUGAGUGUAAAUAAAUACAUAAUUUUGACUAAAUUCAAAAGAGCUUACUUACGUUUUUAAAUGACAAGAAGGAUGCGGAGUGAACAUUUCGUUCGUUAUGAUUGUUUACUUAUACAUAGUUAAUAUUGUCUAUGUUUUAGUGAGUUUGAUUAUCUAUGAAAAUCUGCUGCUACAAAAAAAAGAUAGCGGAAGAAAAAUACAGCAGUUUUUGAAGACAUGCUAGUUUGAUUAACUUUACAGAUUAUUGAAUGAGAUUGCUAAAAUUCGGUAAACAAACUAUUUGUUGGAAUACGAGUAUUCACUCAUAAUUGUAGAAGUAAAUAAUCUCAGUUUAUGAAUUAUUUGAUUCUGAUUGUAAGUCGAACUAAAUGAGCACUUGAAGAGUAAAACUAACAGUAAAGUUGUUGUAAAUUCAGAUUAUUUUCAUAUGUUAAUAUAAUAUUUACUUUAUUGCAAAGCGGUCUAUCUAAAAGGAUAAUAUUAAGUUUCCAUAGAAGAUAUGUUAGUAAAUUGGCUCGAAUCGAGGUUCUUAAUGAGUUAAGUGUGAGUGUAAAGGGAUAGUUUCCCCAAAGAAAUGGGUUAUCUUAUUCAUAUCAUAGAAGGAUAGCUAUGUAUGUUAUAUAUAAUACAAUAUUGAAUGUACAAAGCCAGUAUUUUGCAUUGUAAAUUGGUCGUAAGGUUGCAAUUUGUUUGUAUAAACGCUUAAUGAGAAGUGUUACUUAGUUGUAAAGAUUUUUAAAGUUUAACUCAAUAUUAACAACUCUCAAUUUUUUGUAUAUAUCAGUGUCAGUCUUGGGCGAGAUAGUAUUAUAAUAUUUAUGUUAUUAUUUAUUUUAAAGUGCCAAAUCAGUCGAUCUAUCUAUGUAGAUAGUUGAAAGUGUACCUCAAAAGGCCUUUUUUUCCCGUCAAGUUCUUUUUCCAGUGUAUCAUGUACCUAGUAUUAUUUUUUAUUUUAACUUUAAUGCACAAAAUGAAAAGGUACUCAACUGUAGAGUCAAGCAGACACCCAUACAAAUGGUGUAGACAGAGUUUUGAAGAGCACAGCCGAUCGGUCGAUUGCUUUGGCAACGUCUUAUCUCGGGCAGAAAGCCACGCAGAGAUCUGUCCCUGUCCGCGGAAUCAUAGAGGAAAAUAAGUAAGUUUACAAUGCUCCCUCCAUCCCUUCGGCCGCGUACGCAACCGGAGCUUCGUAACCAGUUGCGAUCGAAUACUUUUUCGGUCUUGUACGAAACCGAUUGCGAUCAAAAACUAUUUUCUUCUCAUACGUAACCAGUUACGAUCGAACAUUUUUUGUUUUUGUACGAAACCUCUCGACCGUUCGUAAAACCAGCAAAGACUUUCUUAUUAUAAAUUUUAAUGUACUAAUAAUGCACACGUUAUACAGGUAAUUAAGCCCGUUUAAGCUAACUCUGCACCGUGUUUGACGAUGUUUCACAUAAACUAACCUUUAUACUAGAUUAAUUUUAGACAUAUGUAACUUUUUAUAUUUACAUAACCAAUUAUGUUUACAUUUACCUAGACCAAAAAUCGGUAAUAGUACGUUAUUGUUGGGCGAGGCUCGGAAGUAGCUACUUGAGCGCCAUUCAUUUAUUACGUAAGACGAUUUAGGGGGGAAGGGGGUCGAAAAAUCGCAUUUUUUCUUACAAGGGGGAGGGAGGGGGUUUUCAUAGUUCUUACGUAAGAUAAUAAAGAUGCGAUUUUUUUAAUUUCUAUGCAAUGAUGACGUUUAAAAUAAUACUUCCAUAAUAUAUGCUAUCAAACACGGUGCAGAGUUAGCUUAAACGGGCUUAAUUACCUGUAUAACGUGUGCAUUAUUAGUACAUUAAAGUUUAUAAUAAGAAAGUCUUUGCUGGUUUCAUGAACGGUCGAGAGGUUUCGUACAAAAACAAAAAAUGUUCGAUCGUUACUGGUUACGUAUGAGAAGAAAAUAGUUUUUGAUCGCAACCGGUUCCGUACAAGACCGAAAAAGUUUUCGAUCGCAACUGGUUACGAAGCUCCAGUUGCGUACGCGGCCGAAGGGCCCUCCAUACAUAGAUAAAAACUCAUGGAGUAUAGAGUGAGUAUUUUAAGUUGACUUAUUUCUCUAUGGCGGAAUGCAAUACUAUACGUCACAACAGAAUAAUUAUUUAUUUCGUUGUUUUCAUAUUAUACCUGUUUCGACGUGAAAUUCAAUUACGAAUGCAAUAUAUUAAGUCAAUUUAA